AUGGCUGUACCUGCGAUUACCAAGGUUCUAGUCGUGCGAGAGGACUGGGCAAAUGGCACGAAGAGCCCUGAGACAGGGCUCUCCACGAAGAAGGUAUCGUUGACAGAUGACACUGACGCAAAGUCGGUUGGCGAUGAGCCGCCAGUCGUUCUGACUUCGAGCCUGCCACCACCAGAAAGGUCCAUAGCUUUCAGUGAGCCGGACAUGAAAAGGUCAAAGUCAGCUGGGUCUUUGGGCAGGUCCGAAGCCGGAGACCCGAGCAAAAGCAAAGGGGCCAUUAGUGUGGCUAGCAGCCGUAUGACCCAGACCAUCCCGCACCUCCGGAAGAACAGUCUCCUGGAGGGUCUAAAGGAGCUUCCCUUUUGGCAUCCAGGACGGUACGUUCAUACGACACAGUUUGAUGCCCUGUUCUGUGGAGUCAUCUUAGCCAACACUGUUGUGAUGGCGCUGCAGAUGCAGUACAACGGCCUGAAUCGGGGGUACAUCCUGGGUGCCCCACAUUUCACGUAUGAUGCUAGCGAGUACUGGCCGCAAGCGCCCGUCAUCUUUGCCUUCUUGGAUUGGUUGUUUGGCAUUACAUACUGCCUGGAGCUGAUCAUCAAAUUGAUUGGCUUCAAGAAACGAUUCUUUCUUGAAUGGUGGAAUUGGUUCGAUGGAGCGAUCGUCCUGAUGUGGCUCGUUGAGGUCGCACUCCAAUCUGUGAUAAGACUGGAGCCUGCAGUUCUGCGCAUGAUGCGCAUGGCUCGACUACUACGGCUCAUCCGGCUAGUCAAGACGAUACAAGGUUUCGAUGCGCUGUACAUCAUGACCACGGCCAUGCAGGGCAGCGCCACAUGCUUGUUUUGGCGCAUCAUGGAAGCCUUUGAGAUGCCAGGGAAUUUUGGAUAUGAGGAGUGGUACUCCAUAUUCUCGGUAGCUUACAAGCUGAUUGUUGGCUUUGCGGCCGUUGGAAUCAUCAAUGGUGUCUUCAUGCAAGAGACCUUCAAGGUGGCGGCAUCAGAUGACAAGUUGAUGAUGCGCCAGAAGGAGCGAGAUCGUUCGCUGCACACCAAGAAGAUGAGGACAUUGUUUGCCGCAGCAGAUGAAUCCGGUGAUGGCUUCAUCGACCGUGACGAAUUCUGCGAAAUCAUGAACAUCCCUGAAGUCAGGACCUGGUUGGCAGCUCAAGAGCUUCCCGUUCGUGACCCAAACAUGCUGUUCAGUUUGCUAGACGAUGGAGACGCCGAGCUCACGGCUGAAGAGCUAGUCAAAGGCGUUGAACGCCUAAAAGGAACUGCCAAAGGCAUUGACCUUGCUGCUUUCAUCGCUGAGUAUCGCGAUUUCGCAACAAAAGUGGCCGAAAAGUUAGAGUUCCGGCUGGAGUUUCCCAUCAAAAGCGAGGAUGAAGGCGAGGACGACGAUGAUGACGACGACGACGAGGAGGAGGGCGGCAAGAAGAAGAAGUGA
This is a messenger RNA of Symbiodinium pilosum, 1446 nucleotides long. The record is from the annotation of a GenBank genome assembly. NCBI's taxonomy places the organism in Eukaryota, Dinophyceae, Suessiales, Symbiodiniaceae.